Glycine soja is the source of this 1044-nucleotide messenger RNA. RefSeq names its product zinc finger A20 and AN1 domain-containing stress-associated protein 3-like. The record is from RefSeq and is a predicted model, not a curated record. NCBI's taxonomy places the organism in Eukaryota, Viridiplantae, Streptophyta, Magnoliopsida, Fabales, Fabaceae. The transcript is spliced from 2 exons. Gene Ontology annotation, molecular function: DNA binding; zinc ion binding. The coding region runs from base 329 to 805 and encodes 158 amino acids.
UAACAAUAGACGCGUUGUUGCGCUCCGUUUGGUUACAGAAUACAAACAAACAAAUAGAAAACCCAAAAUAACCGAGAAAAGAAAAUUAGAUAGAGAGAAGAAGAAAGCGUAUCUGGAAUUUUCGUUUCGUUGGUGUGUCGUGUGCGUGUGGAGGUUCUUUUCUUUGAGACUUUCCUUCAAAUUCUAGAUUGCUUCCCUUUCUUUUCUUUCCCUUAUAACCACCAACCUCUCCCUUUCCCCCUUUUCAUUUCUUCCUCGAUUUUCCAUUUCCAUAACCUUAGUCAUCCUCUUCUUUCAUCUUUCUCCCUAACGGUAUCGAGGGAAAAAUAUGGCGGAAGAACACAGAUGCCAGGCACCGCGCUUCUGCGCCAACAAUUGCGGUUUCUUUGGCAGCCCUGCCACGCAGAAUAUGUGCUCCAAGUGCUACCGCGAUUUCCAGCUCAAGGAGCAGCAAUCUUCCAACGCCAAGAUGGUUCUCAAUCAGUCGCUGGUUCCUUCACCGCCACCGGCGGUGAUUUCUCAGCCGUCGUCUUCUUCUUCGGCCGCGGUAGAUCCGUCAUCGGCGGUGGUUGAUGACGCGCCACGCGAGUCGGAGGAGGUUAAGGCGCCGCAGCAGAACCGGUGUAUGACGUGCAGGCGGCGCGUGGGGCUCACAGGGUUCAAGUGUCGGUGCGGGAUGAUGCUGUGCGGGACCCACCGUUACCCGGAGCAGCACGCGUGCGAGUUCGACUUCAAGGGGAUGGGGAGAGAGCAGAUCGCGAAGGCGAAUCCGGUGGUGAAGGGCGAGAAGCUCGACAAGAUCUGAAACGAAUGAACGAAGGGUGUUAUGGUAAUUUCGUGUUUAUCAAGUUGGUGGUGAUGGAUAACGGAUGCGAAACGCGGGUCGGAUCAUUGACCCGUAAAAGGCGGUGGGUGAGUGGGUGAGUUUGGUGGGUCAUUGUUAUGUGGUUGCGUUGUCAUUGUAAAUUAAAAAAUUUGAAAAACAUUUCAAUUGUCAUUCACCUUCUUUCUGGUUGAAAGCUGCUACUAUUUCUAAUUCUUUAA